This is a messenger RNA of Owenia fusiformis, 7161 nucleotides long. The record is from the annotation of a GenBank genome assembly. Lineage: Eukaryota; Metazoa; Annelida; Polychaeta; Sabellida; Oweniidae.
CAUUAUUUGAUGUGGGGCCAUUUAGGAGUCGCAGAACCACAUACCCAUGGUAGAAUACGUCAGUGAAGUAUGAUCCGAAAGGACUCUUUCCUGGCUAAACUCUCGUUUUUUCGAGAGGCGAUGGAAUAUGACUUGCGUGACAACAUACAUGUAAAAACAGGUUUACAACAAUAUUAGUUAAGAAUCAUGGGGAUCAGUAUCGAGCAGUGGCGAUGUACCAUUGGUUCAUUUCAUCCACGUCAUUUGAACACUGGACGCAUAGUUGUCGUCCACGUACGAAGCAAACCAGUAAAACCAUCCGAAACAAAUGGCCUUGAGGAGACUCGAGAGGGAAGGGUAAAUACAAUGGAUGACCCAUAUGGUUAUGGAAGAAUAUUCUCUUGGAUUCGGUCAUUGAGAAUCGACCCUCGGUUGUUAGUAGUCAUUGCAUUUCUGCUGUUGAUUGGAGGUGUAGAAGUCAACCCAGGGCCCUUGACACCUGAUAGUAACAAUGGAACACAGUUGAAUGAACUACGUGUUAAGAUUAAGGGGAAACUAAGACACAUGGAUGAGUCAAUGACAAGAUUGAAGAAUAAAGUACUUGGUACACAGAAUAUGAUUUCUGUCAAUAAUGACGUUCACCUGGAUAGUGGCUCUGAUAAUGAAGCUGAAAUCGAACUCCAAGACAUGGACGAUGAAGAUCUUCAAAUCCUAGACCUUUUGCUUGAAAUGGUAAUGGACAUAGAUGAGAAAGUAAAAGAAGAACACAGUGGGAAAGGAUCUCCAUCUCAAGUCUCCAUCACAACAAAUGAUCUAGACACAAACGACGAGGCGAGUAACAAAGUCACAUGGGCAAAGGAACUGCUUGAACAACUAGAUGAUACACUGAAGGUGCUUCGAGUGUUUGAGGCUUACCUAAUGCUAGUGAGUGCACCACCAAAUAAAUCGGCUUUUCCGAAAGAGAUGUCAACAUUUCAACAUCUGAAUACCAUUAUCAACAGUAAAAAGGAAUGGUCAUCAGAUACUGGAUCCAUGAAAACGUCGCUGAGUUAUCUCAUUCUCAAGGCAUUGGUUAAGAAAUGUGGUUGGUCGAUAGAAGGCAACACUCCGGAUCAGAACACAGGCGACAGUCUAUUUGAGGCUCUCUGCCAUCAACUCGUUUACACGAAAACGACUAAUACAACCCCUACGGAGUUGAGACAGAAACUAGUGGCUUAUGUAAAGCAAAAUACACAACUGGAGAAUGGAGACCAUGUUAUGGCACUAUUUGACACAACUACGAAUGAUGAAUGGAGAAUACAUUGUGAGCAAAAUGAGGGGAAAUUUGACAAUGAAAUGAAACUACAGUACUACACAGGUUCGCACAUGAACAAACCAGGGACACCGGGAGAUAUGUUGAUGAUAUGGGCGUGCACGCAACUGUAUAAUGUUGACGUGGAAAUAUUCCCAGCUGCCUCCGAUCGGUCGUAUAAAAUAUCUGUAAAAGAUGAUCACGACAAGAGCAUAAGAGCGACUAUCAGACUUGGGUUCAUCGGUCAGGCUUGUUUCGUGAGCCUUGUCAGCACCAACAAAGAGUCAACCGAAUACAUGUACCAUCUCGGACGUCAAAUUACAGCCUGUGACCAGGUAUCCGAAGCUAAGAAACAAGCGGGACUAAUGACCGAAUUGGGCUUAGAAUACGCAGCGUUGGCCCUGGAAACACAAGAUGGCUGGCAUUUUAAUUACGCAGCAACUCUGUUUAAUGCAGCUCUACGACGCGUUGAGGGAUGUGCGGCAGAUUGCCCCGAAGGUGAGAUAAUUGUGAGAAACAAGCCUCUCACCGCUGAAUAUUUACAUCAUGAACUCCAACAAAUAGAGACUGCUUUCCUUAAACUACAAUCAAGUGAAAACAAUGAGCCAACACUUAGUUGUACCAAAAGGUACAAAGAAAUACUGAAGACAAUAAGAACAUAUUCAACAGAAACAAUCAAUGACAUCCAUACCAAUGAUAUGCAAAUUGACAGUAUUACGUCAGACAUGAGUCUUGACAAUGAGAAGCAAACAAUUUCAAACAGUAAAGGAUACUAUGCUAAAUUAACAGACUUGAUUAAAGCAUUCCAUAAGCAGUUAGUAGAUGAGUGUGUAGCGGUAUUAGGUGAACCCGACUGUAAGUAUGUCAUGUUAGGGUUAGGGUCGCUUGCUAGAAAGGAAGCAACCGCUUGGUCAGAUCUUGAGUCGGCGAUCAUAUUUGAUCCUACAAGGAAAACACAUAAGGAAUGUGAUGAGAUAAAACGGAAGUUCAGAGUAUUUGUUCAUUACGUCCACAUGAAAGUGAUCAACUUAGGGGAAACCAAAGUCAAUGUUCUGGACAUCCCCGUACUCACUGAUUUCAAUUCCAGACUCCCCCAUAAUGUUGAUGAUAAUGAUUUCUUCGAUAGGGCUACCCCUCAAGGGUUAUGUUUUGAUGGAACCUUACCCAAGGCAAGUAAACAUCCACUAGGAAGAAGCUCAACUAGUGUUCCACAUAAAAAAUCGGCUAGUCUAGAACUCAUAAUGACACUUAAGGAAAUUGUCAAAUGUCAGUCGGAAGAUGUGGCUAUCAAAGAAGGAUAUCACCUUAGCGAUGUGUUGAUGACAUCUACUCUAAUACACGGUGAUCAAUCUCUUUGGAAAACAUACAAUGAUGAAGUCCAUAAAAUUCUUGCCUCACCGUCUACCACAAAUCCCAAAGUAACCAUUGGAACAGAACGUGGACAGAAUACAUUGAAAGAUGAUUUGAAAACCUAUAUCAGACGUCCUCUGAUACCAGAAUCAUUUCAAAAACAGUUACGAACAAAGCACGACAUCUAUAGAUUUGCUACGAUUUCUAUCAAUACUCUGAAACUUCUGUAUAACUGCAUCUCAUUCAACCCACUUGAUAUCAUCGAGGAAUUGUACCAAAGAAAUGUUCUCAAAGAGCGAGCGAAGAUAGAUUUACAGCUCAUGGUCUGUAUUACGAUAAACAUGAGACAUCUCGUGUACAGUAGGUAUGACCAGCAACGAGAUAUCAUAUCCUUUAUCAUUCCGAGAGCUGAACAAGAUGAUACACAGGUAUCCCCUAAAGUAGUUUCUGUGAGGGACUUUACAUCGAUCUACAGGUUUUAUGCUACAUUUUUACCUUGGUCACAAUUCUUAGAGGCGCAUAGAGGUGACAUAGCUACCUGUAGACACGAGGAAAGAUACUAUGACAGUAGCAAUACUAUGAAGGGGGAACUUCAUCAAGAAAUGUAUUUUACUAAAAAUGCAAUCAAAGCUUUCGAACUUGAACACAUAAGACUUCAGUCACUUGAUACAACGUAUAACAAUACAUUAAAACUUGCUGGUGUUAAACAUACCUUGGGUUUGCUUCAUAACUCACUGGGAAAUAAUGAUAUUUCAAUAAAAUACUGCAAUCAAGCUCUCGAAGAAGUCUUACAUGUCCACGGAGAUGCGCCCAAUGAGCAAGUAGCAUGGAUAAGAAAUAGCAUUGGCAUUGCAUAUGAUGAUAAGGGAAACUAUAGUGAGGCCAUCAAAUAUCACGAGCAAAGUCUUGCAAUGGAAAAAUUACUUAACGAGGACCAACCUCAUGAAGGAAUAGCUAUAUCACUGGGUCAUAUUGGCACAUCGUACAGGCAAAUGGGAGAUAACAACCAGGCCAUUAAAUAUCAUGGACAGAGUCUUUCAAUGCAAAAACUACUUAACGGGAACAAACCACAUUCAGGAAUAGCUAUAUCGUUGCGUAAUAUUGGUGCAACAUACAUGCAAAUGGGAAAUAAUAAAAAGGCUAUCGAACAUUAUGAGCAGGCUCUUACAAUGCAAGAACAACUUAACGGGAAUCAACCUCAUCCAGGAGUAGCUGCCUUGUUUGGUAAUAUUGGCACAGCAUAUAUGCAAAUGGGAGAUAACAACAAGGCCAUUGAAUAUCACGAGCAAAGUCUUGCAAUGCAAAAAGUUUUUCAUGAGGACCAACUUCAUCCAGGAAUAGCUGCAUCAUUUGGUAAUAUUGGCAUCACAUAUGACAAUAAGGGAGACUAUGAUAAGGCCAUUGAAUAUCAUGAGCAGAGUCUUGCGAUGCAAAAACUAUUUGAUUCGGAUCAACCUCAUCCAGGAAUAGCCAUGUCGUUGUGUAAUAUUGGUACGGCGUACAGUCAUAUGGGGAAUAGCAACAAGGCCAUUACUUAUCACGAACAGAGUCUCGCAAUACAAAAACAACUUUAUGGGGACACACCCAAUCCGGGAAUAGCUACAUCUUUGGGUAAUAUAGGCAUCGCAUAUGACAAUAAGGGAGACUAUAAUAAGGCCAUUGAAUUUCUUGAGCAGAGUCUUGCGAUGCAAAAACUACUUUACGGAGACCAACCUCAUCAAGAAAUAGCUGCAUCGUUGGGUAAUAUUGGUACAGCAUACAUGCGAAUUGGAAAUAACAGCAAGGCCAUUGAAUAUCACGAGCAGAGUCUUAGAAUAAAAAAAAAACUUAACGGAGACCAACCUCAUCCAAAAAUAGCAACAUCGUUGAGUAAUAUUGGUGCAGCUUACAGACAAAUGGGGGAUAACAACAAAGCCAUUAAAUAUCUUGAGCAGAGUCUCAUUAUGCAAAAACUACUUUACGGGGACCAAUCUCAUCCAGGAAUAGCUACAUCGUUGAGUAAUAUUGGUACAGCGUACAUGCAAAUGGGAGAUAACAACAAAGCCAUUGAAUAUCACGAGCAGAGUCUUGCAAUGAAAAAAAUGCUUCACAGAGAUAAAUCUCAUCCAGGAAUAGCUACAUCGUUGGGAAAUAUUGGUAUCACAUAUUUGCAAAUGGGAGAUUUCACCAAGGCUAUAGGAUAUCAUGAGCAAAGUCUUGCAAUGAAAAAAAUACUUUACGGGAGCCAACCUCAUCCAGAAAUAGCUGCCUCGUUGGGUAAUAUUGGAAAAGCAUACAUGCAAAUGGGAGAUAACAACAAAGCCAUUGAAUAUUGUGAGCAGAGUCUUGCAAUGCAUAAACUUUUUAACGGAGAUCAACCUCAUCCAGGAAUAGCCACAUCGUUUGGUAAUAUUGGUACAGCAUAUAUGCAAAUGGGAAAUAAUAACAAGGCCUUUGAAUAUCAUAAACAGAGUCUUACAAUGAAAAGGGUACUUUACAGGGACCAACCUCAUCCAGAAAUAGCUGCGUCUUUGGGUAAUAUCGGAAAAACGUACAUGCGAAUGAGAGAUUACAACAACGCCAUCGAAUAUUAUGAUCAGAGUCUUGGAAUGUAUAAACUACUUAACGGAGACCAACCUCAUCCAGGAAUAGCUACAUCGUUGUGUAAUAUUGGUACAGCAUAUAUGCAAAUGGGAGAUAACAACAAAGCCAUUGAAUAUUAUGAGCAGAGUCUUAAAAUGCAAAAAAUUCUUUACGGGGCCCAGUCUCAUCCAGAAGUAGCUACAUUGUUGAGUAAUAUUGGUACAGCGUACAUGCAAAUUGGAGAUAACUACAAAGCCAUCGAAUAUCACGCACAGAGUCUUGCAAUGAAAAAAAUGCUUCACAGAGAUCAAUCUCAUCCAGAUAUCGCUACAUCGUUGGGAAAUAUGGGUAUCACAUAUUUGCAAAUGGGAGAUUUCACCAAGGCUAUUGGAUACCAUGAGCAAAGUCUUGCAAUGAAAAAGCUACUUUACGGGAGCCAACCUCAUCCAGGAAUAGCUGUCGCGUUGGGUAAUAUUGGAAAAGCAUACAUGCAAAUGGGAGAUAACAACAAAGCCAUUGAAUAUAAUGAGCAGAGUCUUAAAAUGCAAAAACAACUUUACAGAAACCAACCUCAUCCAGGAAUAGCCACAUCGUUGUGUAAUAUUGGUACAGCAUAUUUUCAAAUGGGAAAUAACAACAAAGCCAUUGAAUAUUAUGAGCAGAGUCUUGCGAUGCAUAAGCUACUUAACGGAGAUCAACCUCAUCCAGGAAUAGCCGCAUCGUUGGGUAAUAUUGGUACAGCAUAUAUGCAAAUGGGAGAUAACAAUAAAGCCAUUGAAUGUUAUGAGCAGAGUCUGAGAAUGCAAAAACUACUUUACAGGGACCAGUCUAAUCCAGGAAUAGCUACAUCGUUGAGUAAUAUUGGUACAGCGUACAUGCAAAUGGGAGAUAACAACAAAGCCAUUGAAUAUCACGUACAGAGUCUUGCAAUGAAAAAAAUGCUUCACAGAGAUAAAUCUCAUCCAGGAAUAGCUACAUCGUUGGGAAAUAUUGGUAUCACAUAUUUGCAAAUGGGAGAUUUCACCAAGGGUAUAGGAUAUCAUGAGCAAAGUCUUGCAAUGAAAAAGCUACUUUACGGGAGCCAACCUCAUCCAGAAAUAGCUGCCUCGUUGGGCAAUAUUGGAAAAGCAUACAUGCAUAUGGGAGAUAACAACAAAGCCAUUGAAUAUUAUGAACAGAGUCUUGCAAUGCAUAAACUACUUAACAGAGAUCAACCUCAUCCAGGAAUAGCCACAUCGUUUGGUAAUAUUGGUACAGCAUAUAUGCAAAUGGGAAAUAAUAACAAGGCCUUUGAAUAUCAUAAACAGAGUCUUGCAAUGAAAAAGGUACUUCACGGAGACCAACCUCAUUCAGAAAUAGCUGCAUCUUUGGGCAAUAUAGGUACAACGUACAUGCGCAUGAGAGAUAAUAACAACGCCAUCGAAUAUUAUGAGCAGAGUCUUGCAAUGUAUAAACUCCUUAACGGAGACCAACCUCAUCCAGGAAUAGCCACAUCUUUGGGUAAUAUUGGUACAGCAUAUAUGCAAUUGGGAGAUAACAUCAACGCCAUUGCAUAUCAUGAGCAGAGUCUUGCAAUGAAAGAACUACUUUACAGAGACCGAUCUCAUCCAGGCAUAGCUACAUCGUUUGAUAAUAUUGGUGCAGUGUAUAGCAAAAUGGGUGAUAGCAAGAAGGCCAUUGAAUACUAUGAGAAGAGUCUCGAAAUUAUUAGGCAGAUAAGUGAUGGACAGAAUUCGAAUAAUCAACAGAUACCAAGUUUACUGUUAAGAAUCGCUCAAGCAUAUUUAGAGUUAGGUGAAGUGGACAAAGCUAUGGAAUACAGAACAAAGGGCCUGGCCAUAAGAGAGGGGGAGUAAAAGACCACACCAAUGUGUACACCUUGCGCUUCUAUAGCAUCACUUGGGUUAAUAACAAUGGAAAGCUAUUUAAAAAAACGCGUGCUUCUAUAGCAACACUGGAAACCUAUUUAGAAAAAGCUU